UUUCCAGCUUUCUUUUUUUAUUUUGUUUUUCUCAGGAGCAGAGAGACGAAGAAAGAAAAAUUAAAAUUAAAAAUUAAAAAAACAAUUGAAAAAGUAAAUAAAUCAAUUCUCUUCCCUUUCUUUUCUCCCUCGCUCGACAUUGGAUUGAUUGAAUUGGGGUUGAUAGCUUGGAUUAAAAAUCACAAAGUGUUGGAGGAGGAAGAGGAGAUUGAAUCUUCGAGUGGUGGUGGUGUCCAAUGGCAAUGGCGUCGGGUCUCCUCCGCCUUGUGUUUCUGUUAUCUCUGAUUGCUCUUUCUUGCCGUGGUGAAAAGGACAUGGUUUUGGAUGUGGAUUCCACCCCCGACACUCCUUCCUGCAGCAACCCUUACCUAAUGGCAAAGGUUAAGAAUUGGGUUAAUGGCCAUGAAGGAGAAACUAUUGAAGGGGCAGGUGCAAAGUUUGGGGCUUUAUUGCCUUCCAAAGAAGAAAAAGCCGUCAAAUUGCCCGUUGUUAUCUCGAAUCCCUUAAAUGGUUGUUCAGCGUCAUCUUCGAAGUUAUCUGGAGCUAUUGCCUUGUCCACUCGUGGUGAUUGUGACUUCUCCAUAAAGGCAGAAGUUGCACAGUCAGGAGGUGCUAAGGCGCUCGUGGUGAUAAAUAAUGAAGAAGAUCUUGCCAAGAUGGCUUGUCCUGAUAAUAGCACUUCUUUGAAUAUUUCAAUUUUUGUCGUAAUGGUUCCGAAGUCAGAUGGAGAAGCUCUCAAGAAAUCUAUUGAAGAUGGAAAGAAAGUGGAGCUUCUAUUAUAUUCUCCCAAGCGUCCAGUGGUGGACUACUCAGUUGUGUUCCUGUGGCUGAUGGCUGUUGGAACAAUAAUAGUUGCCUCAUUUUGGUCAAAGAUUACUGCUCCUGAGAAGUCUGAUGAGAAUUAUAAUGAACUAGCAGAAAAGGAAUCUAAUGCUGGAACAGCCAAAGAUGAUUCUGAGGACGAAGUCAUGAAUCUUAGUGUGGCAGGCGCUGUGUGUUUCGUCAUAACAGCAUCCACUUUUCUGUUGCUACUAUAUUUCUUUAUGUCUACUUGGUUUAUCUGGGUGCUGAUUGUACUUUUCUGCAUUGGUGGUAUUGAGGGAAUGCAUAAUUGUGUUCUGAGCCUGAUUUUGAGAAAAUGGAGAAGUGGUGGACAGAAGACGAUAACUUUGCCUCUUCUGGAUGAGGUUUCUAUUCUCUCGCUUGUUGUAUUGGCUUUCUGUGCGGCAUUUGCAGUUUUCUGGGUUGUUACCCGGCGGGCAUCAUAUUCAUGGAUUGGCCAAGAUGUUCUUGGUAUCUGCUUGAUGAUAACGGUCUUGCAAAUUGCUCGAUUGCCUAAUAUAAAGGUUGCUACCGUACUACUUUGUUGUGCAUUUGUCUAUGAUAUCUUUUGGGUAUUCCUGUCACCCUUAAUAUUCAAAGAUAGUGUCAUGGUUACGGUUGCUAAGGGUGACAGCAGUGGUGAAGCCCUACCAAUGCUUUUGAGAAUCCCUCGCUUUUUUGACCCCUGGGGUGGUGUGAAUAUGAUUGGCUUCGGGGACGUUCUGUUUCCUGGUUUGCUUAUUGUAUUUACUUACAGGUUUGACAAAGAAAAUAAGAAGAGUGCGUUUAACGGAUAUUUUCCGUGGUUGUUAAUUGGCUAUGGAAUUGGACUCGGUCUUACUUACCUGGGUUUGUAUCUCAUGAAUGGCAACGGUCAGCCUGCACUCCUAUAUCUUGUUCCAUGUACACUAGGUGUUACAGUGAUUUUGGGACUGAUAAGGCACGAGCUGAAACAACUCUGGGAUUACGGCGCAGAGGUAUCUCCAUCGAGCGUUGAACCAUCCGUAGACGCCAGUAGAUCGGUCUGAAGGCCCCGUUUGUAUGUACAUUAUUGGAGAUGAUGCUCGUCUUCUCCAUAAAAGCUUAUGGUAUAAGAGGUUCAUUUGUUUAUUUUGUACAAGAAUUAUGCUCAACUCAAAUGCAUUCAUGUAUAUAUUAUCUAAGAGUUCAUAGUAAAACUCAAAAAUAUAUUUUA
This is a messenger RNA of Pyrus x bretschneideri (Chinese white pear), 2017 nucleotides long. RefSeq names its product signal peptide peptidase-like 5. Gene Ontology annotation, molecular function: aspartic endopeptidase activity, intramembrane cleaving. Gene Ontology annotation, cellular component: cytoplasmic side of endoplasmic reticulum membrane; Golgi-associated vesicle membrane; lysosomal membrane. NCBI's taxonomy places the organism in Eukaryota, Viridiplantae, Streptophyta, Magnoliopsida, Rosales, Rosaceae. The record is from RefSeq and is a predicted model, not a curated record. Gene Ontology annotation, biological process: membrane protein proteolysis.